AUGAAUCAAAGUCCAACAAUUUAUGUUCCAGCAAAAAGAACAGACGAGGUUGACUGGGCAAGCCCCCUUAAAAGAUAUAUUCAAACAACAUAUCAAGAGGAUCCAGAAAAAUAUGCAGACGAAGCCAAUGCAAUUCACCGUCUAAGACAGGAUAUGCGAGGUGCUGGUAAAGACGUGACUGGAAGAGAUUUAUUGUAUCGAUAUUAUAGCCAGUUAGAGUUACUUGAUUUAAGGUUUCCUGUCGAUGAGAACCAUAUUAGAGUCUCUUUUACUUGGUAUGAUGCCUUUACACAUAAAGCCACUUCUCAGUUUUCACUUGCAUAUGAAAAAGCGAGUGUAAUUUUCAAUAUUGCCUCUGUCUUGUCGGCAAUUGCUGCUUCUCAAAACCGAUCCGAACCUGAAGGUCUAAAACGUGCUUUCAAUUUUUUUCAAGCAUCUGCUGAGAGAUACACAUAUAUAAAUGAUAACUUUUUGCAUGCUCCUUCAACCGAUUUGAGUCGUGAUACUGUGAAACUGCUUACACAACUAAUGCUUACACAAUCUCAAGAGUGUUUCUUAGAACAGAGUUUAGGGAAUAAAAAUAAGCCUGGUUUAAUAGCUAAAUUAGCUGCUCAAGCUGGAUGGUCCUAUGGAAACAUUGUCGAAAAUAUGGGUGAUCUUAUAAGUCGAAGCGUAUUUGACAGGAGUUGGCUGACAGUUUGUCAGAUAAAACAUAAAUAUCUUACGUCUAUUGCUCAAUAUCAAAAAUCUCUAGCUUGUGAAAAAGAAAGCAAAUAUGGUGAAUGUGUUUGUCGCCUUAAUAUUGCAGAAUCUUUGGCUAAGGAAGCAAAUAAACUUUCCAACAAUUUUGUGUCGGCCUUCACACCAACUGUAACUCCAACUCUUUCUCCUGAUACUGCAAUUUCAUUACAAGAACUCACAAAGUCAAAUCUUGCACUUAUCACGGAGAAAAAAAAUUCUUCUACGAAGGAUAAUGAUAUUAUAUAUCACGAAGUUGUUCCACAGGAAAGUGUUAUUCCACCAAUAGAUAAAUUAAAUGCAGUUAAGCCAAUGCCAAUACAAGAUUUAUAUGGUGCUAAUGAGAUGCAAAAAGUAAUUGGUCAAGAUAUUUUCCAACGACUUAUUCCAUUAUCAGUUCAUGAAUCUGCAUCUUUAUAUUCAGAGGAAAAAGCUAAAAUUGUUCGUAGUGAAACUGAGAGAUGUGAUGUUUCUAAUGGUGAAUUAGAAGCUGCUUUAGAAUAUAUGAAAUUACCAGGAGCGCUUGUAAAAUUUAAGACGGAUAAUGAGUUUAAAUAUUUUAAUGAAUUUGCAUCACCCACUCCUGAAGUUAAACAUAAUUUAUGGACACAACCUCCAAACACACUUACUGCAGUUUUUCAUCAAGAUUUGAAUAGUCAUAAAGAUACACUUGAAAAAGCCGCAAAUUCGGAUCAACAUUUGUUUCAAAGAUAUGAUCAAUCUCUAAAUGAUAUUAUGAUUUUACGGAUGGGCGAAAAUGGAGAUGAUUUAGAAAAAAUAUUUGCAGAAACAUUAGCAUCCUCUAUAAAUACUAAUACUGAUAUGUUCGUGGGUGGUAGGAGAAUAAGCAAUGCAGAGAGUUUACUGGACGUAGAUACAUCAAAAUCUGAAGAAGAUAUUAACGUUAAAGUACAUAAGGUCGAAGUAUGCUUAGACAAUUUAAAUAAAAUUAGAAAAGAACGAAUGGAUACAUUAAAUGAUUUGAAGGAAAAGACGCACCAAGAUGAUAUAUCCAAUAUUCUAAUCCUCAAUAAAAAGGUACAAAAUAUUGAGCCACAGCUUUUUGCAACUGAGCUUGAAAAAUUCUCCCCAUAUCGAAAUCGUAUAACUGCUAGCAUUCAUCAUCAGCAAGCUUUAUUACAAGAACUCACAGAUCAUUACAAAAACUUAAUGGAAAGUGAUGAAUCAAAGACGUUGCAAUCACGGUGGGAUCAUGCUGAACGGAAAAGAAAGGACGUGUGCGAUCGAUUGAAAAAAGCAAAAGAUAGUUAUCUCGAAGUUAAAGAAGGUUUGAGGAAGGGGAUUCAAUUUUAUUCCGAUUUGACUGAACUUAUUGAAAAUCUUUCCAAGACUUUACAAAAAUCUGCCAAAUCUCGCCAACAAGAGCGUAAUGAAUUGGUACAAUCUCUUCAAGAACAACAAAUAUUCAAAGAUAAAUUAAUAUCUUCAAGUACACCUUCUUCUAACCAAGCGAUAAAUCAUUAUGAAUCUUUAAAUCAACUUGCAGAAGAAGCAAAUAAAUUAUCACUUAAUAGCAAUAUGAUACCCAUUGGUGUCAAUAGGGAUUUGAGUAAUUCGACAAUACCACAGACUCAAUCUAAUGUUACAAAUUUCUACAAUAAUAUAUCACAUUCCUCCUCUCAACCCUAUACUACUUCACCUAUUCGAAAAGAUUCUAAUACAAAUCCAUCAGCACCUCCUUAUAUUCCCAUAGCUCCUCCGAAACCAUCUGCACCAUCUACUUUAAAUUUAGGUUCUUCUAAUAAUUAUUCUUCGCAAGGAUCUACUUCCUUUUCCGUACAACCGUCGACAUAUCCCACGAAACCUUCCUCUCCGAAGUUACAAGGUCCACCUUUACCCCCUUUACCUACUGGAUAUCAACAACAUAAUAUUGUCCAUAACUCAUCACAAUCAGAUAUCCAACGUUCAUAUCAGCCCGCAUUACCAGCGGUCUCUCAAUCACAACAAACGCUGCCACAACAAUCACCAAUAUUACAUCAAAACCAUUCUUUUAAUGGUCAAUAUACACAUUCAUCAAUACCAACGCAACCUUCUCAAUCUCAACAACAAUUUCACACUCAACAGCAUAGUUUAUCAAGUACAUCAUCGUCUUUACCGGUUCACCAGCCUCCUUAUUCAUCAAAUUUCCAAUACUCUCAACAACCACUUACACCAUUACCACCGCAACAUCAUCAAUUUCGUCAAUCGUCGUAUGAAAAUUAUGCUAGUGCAGGAUAUAAUCGGGUACCAAUAAAUCAACUCUCACAAUCACAUUAUGCUGGCCAAUCAUCCGGAAGCCUAUAUCAACAACAAUCACCACCACCACCACAAUAUUCCGGAAAUCAACCACCUCAACAAGGAUUUAACAACAAUUUUCCUCAUCAACCAACAACUUAUUAUCAACCUCCAAGUCAAGUUGCCCAACAAGUUAACGAGGGUUAUUAUCAACAUUCAAACUAUCGGCCUGCACCUGUGCAACCUGGUUAUCCUUUUCAACAAGAUCGUCCACCUACCCAACAGCAAAAUAUACAAUCACCACAAAAAUCAUUAUUGGAUUAA
Funneliformis mosseae is the source of this 3297-nucleotide messenger RNA. The record is from the annotation of a GenBank genome assembly. NCBI's taxonomy places the organism in Eukaryota, Fungi, Glomeromycota, Glomeromycetes, Glomerales, Glomeraceae.